Molecule: messenger RNA, 1035 nt
Organism: Pistacia vera
Lineage: Eukaryota; Viridiplantae; Streptophyta; Magnoliopsida; Sapindales; Anacardiaceae
Product: BAG family molecular chaperone regulator 4
Exons: 4
Coding region: 8-820 (270 amino acids)
Biological process (GO): protein stabilization
Cellular component (GO): cytoplasm
Molecular function (GO): adenyl-nucleotide exchange factor activity; protein-folding chaperone binding
Source: RefSeq, a predicted model, not a curated record
UUAGACGAUGAAGAAUUCAAACACUCAGAACGAACAAUUGGAGUGGGGAAUGAGGCCAGGUGGUAUGCUCGUCCAAAGAAGAGACGAUGAAUCUGAUCAUCAUCAUCAUCAAGACGUUGCAGCUGCUUCACAUUGCCCCAUGAUCGAGAUCAAUGUCGCUCAUGGUCCCGCGCAGUACAAUGUUCAUGUCCCUGCUGAAUCCACUUUUGGGCAUCUGAAGAGAGCUAUUGUGGAGAAAACAGGAUUGGAGCCUCAACAGCAAAAGCUUUUGUUUAGGGGAAAAGAAAGAGAGGACAGUGAACAUUUGCACACUUGUGGUGUGAAAGAUAAGUCAAAGAUUUUGCUUUUGGAGGAAUUGCCAAACAAAGAAGAGAAGAAGCCUGAAAAGAUUGAGGAUAGUGAAGAGAUGAGAAAGGCUCUCCAAUCAGUUGUUGGAAUCAGAGCCGAGAUUGAUAAGCUAUCAGAAAGGGUAACUGCAUUGGAAGUAGCUGUGAAUAGUGGGACCAAGGUGGCUGCUGAGGAAUUUGAUAUGUCUGCAGAGUUACUCAUGAAGGAGUUGCUGAAAUUGGAUUCCAUUGAGGCUGAAGGUGAAGCAAGAAUGCAGCGGAAGGCUGAGGUGUGUCGCGUCCAGAAGUUCCAUGAGACACUGGACAGUCUCAAGGCAAAAAAUUCCAACCCAUUUAGCAACAGUAGCAAUCCUAAUGCUGUCAUGGUGACAACCCAAUGGGAGACCUUUGACUCUGGAGUGGAAAGCUUGAAUCCUCCUCCCCCAAAGCCAUCCUCAACUACCAUAAAUCAGGACUGGGAACAGUUUGAUUAAUUUAGUAUUUGCUUUGUUGUUUUAGUCUAUGAAACUUGGCAGGACAUAUAAUAUAUAGCAGCUGGAGUACCUUUUUUAAUGGUUUCUGUGCCCUAUUUAAAUGUUAAGUUUCUGUUUGAAUUAGAGACCUUAUAACUUUAAAGAGUACUGAAGACAAUGAGAAUCUGUAUACUUUGAUUUUAAUUUAUAUUAAUAUUACAUGAUCUAAUAUUCCA